Molecule: messenger RNA, 516 nt
Organism: Phycodurus eques (leafy seadragon)
Lineage: Eukaryota; Metazoa; Chordata; Actinopteri; Syngnathiformes; Syngnathidae
Gene: rps12
Product: ribosomal protein S12
Exons: 6
Coding region: 91-489 (132 amino acids)
Biological process (GO): translation
Cellular component (GO): ribosome; cytosolic small ribosomal subunit
Molecular function (GO): structural constituent of ribosome
Source: RefSeq, a predicted model, not a curated record
AAACUGUGUCGCCGAAUUAUGACGUCCUCUUUACCCGCUAACCGAGAGGAGGCAGGGAAGUUUAGGUCCGCCGUCCAUCCCUAAUCAACAAUGGCCGAGGAAGGCGUUGCCGCCGGAGGUGUGAUGGAUGUCAACACCGCGCUCCCUGAAGUGCUGAAGACCGCACUCAUCAAUGACGGCCUUGCCCGCGGUAUCCGCGAGGCUGCCAAAGCCCUGGACAAGCGCCAGGCCCACCUGUGCGUCCUCGCUGCCAACUGCGACGAGCCCAUGUACGUCAAGCUAGUGGAGGCCCUUUGCGCCGAGCAUCAGAUCAACCUGAUUAAGGUUGAUGACAACAAGAAGCUUGGCGAGUGGGUUGGUCUGUGCAAGAUUGACCGAGAGGGCAAACCCCGUAAAGUGGUGGGCUGCAGCUGCGUUGUCGUCAAGGACUAUGGCAAGGAGUCUCAAGCCAAGGAUGUCAUUGAGGAAUACUUCAAAGCCAAGAAGUAAAAGACAAUAAAAGUUUGAAACUGAAAA